AUGGAAGAAACGAACCAACAACACAUCCACGACGUUCUGAUAGUAGGAGCCGGACCCUGCGGUCUAGCCCUCGCAGCUCGAAUUCGCGAGAACACCCCCGGAGCCCUCUUUACCGAAUCUGAACACCAAAGAUUCCACUGGAUGAAAGCCUCCUCCACCUCAAAACUGAAUUCCAAACCCAUCCGCACAUCUCGACGCUCCAACACCGCACCCGACCGUCUCCUCUCUGGCCCGCAAGUUCCCGAGGGAGUCGAUAUCAAGGUGUUGGAUGAGAGUGGUGAUAAGUGGAUGGCGGCCUGGAAUGAGCGCUUCGAACGUCUGAACAUAAGCCAUUUGAGAAGCCCGAUGUUCUUCCAGAUUGACCCUAAGGAUCGCGAUGGACUACUUGGGUUCGCGCAUAGAGAGGAGAGGGAGAAUGAGUUGAGGGAGAUUAAAGGUGUUGUGGGGAAGGAUUUGAGUAAGCAUCAAAGGAAGCAGAGUUUGAAGAAUGGGUUAGUUGUUUACUACUGUAUUUCGCUAAGUGGAGGGAAGGGGGAGCUAAUGUUUUGGGUGCUAGGGCGAAAUCUCAGGAGACGAGUUAUCUUGAUGAGCGCGAUAGGAAAGAUAUGUUUCGACCUAGUCAGGCGCUUUUCAAGGAGCAUUGUUGGGAUGUUGCGAGACAUUAUGGGCUUGAGGACGUGGUCGAGAAGUCUCGUGUCACGUCUGUCUCUUACGAGUCUGGUUCGACUGGGGAACCGGGGAUCUUUACUGUAGAAACUUCUACCGGGGUUAAGAAAGCGAGAGUGGUGGUUUUUGCUACUGGGCCUUCGGCGCCGCCUGUUUUACCGCCAAGUUGCUCGUUCUGUCAUGAGCGGAAUGAGGGCGUAUCUCAUGCUUUUGAGCCAACGGCUUUACCAGACUGUGUACUCCCUGUACCGAUACUUGACAAGAUCAAGGCUGGCGAAGAGAUCACGGUUGGUGUUGUUGGUGGGGGAUUGACGAGUGCUCAGAUUUCGGAUGCGGCUAUUAAGCGAGGUGUCACGAAGGUCCAUCAUAUCAUGCGAGGACCGAUGAAGAUAAAGCAUUUUGAUAGUAAGUCAUCCCCUACCUACCUUCUCACACCUCGAAAGUCUAACAACAUUUGUACAGUGGAUCUCUCCUGGGUGGGGAAAUACAAAAACUUCCACCUCGCCAGUUUCUGGUCCGCAGACGUAAGUUUAAGUUUCCAAGUUUUUUGAGUAGAAGAGCUUUUAUUAAAGGAUUUUAUUUAGACCGACGAAGAACGCUGGGAAAUGAUAAAAGAAGCCCGAAACGGCGGAUCCAUAACCCCCGAAUACAAAAAGAUCCUCGAAAACCUAAUCAAAGCCGGCAAAGUCAAUCUAUACAAAUACACCGAAGUCAUCGACGCCACUUGGGACGCCAAUUCCCAAAUGUGGACCCUCAUAACCUCUCCCCCAAUCCCCGAUCUAAAAGUCCACCACAUCGUCUACGCAACCGGUAUCCCAACCGACUUCACCCAAAUCCCAGCUCUCAAACCCUUACUCGAGAGUGCCCCAAUCAAGUCCGUGGGCGGUAUUCCAUGUUGUACGAAUGAAUUGAUGUGGAAUGACGAUAUCCCCUUCUUCUUUACGGGCAGACUGGCGGCUUUACGGCUGGGACCUGCGGCGCCGAAUCUGGAUGGUGCGAGACAGGGGGCGGAGCGGAUUGCGGGGAAGAUUGCGGAGAUCUUUGGGAGGAGACGGAGGGAUAGUGGGUAUGCUAGUGAGGCUGCGGAUGGGGAGCGUGUUGAUAUGAGGAGGCUGGGGUUGGGGAGGGAUAAUCAGUUUGAGGUUCUUGCUGCGUUGGAGGAUGAUUCUUCUUAG
Messenger RNA from Hymenoscyphus albidus, 1841 nucleotides. The record is from the annotation of a GenBank genome assembly. Lineage: Eukaryota; Fungi; Ascomycota; Leotiomycetes; Helotiales; Helotiaceae.